Molecule: messenger RNA, 374 nt
Organism: Drosophila hydei
Lineage: Eukaryota; Metazoa; Arthropoda; Insecta; Diptera; Drosophilidae
Gene: Edg78E
Product: pupal cuticle protein Edg-78E
Exons: 2
Coding region: 1-363 (120 amino acids)
Cellular component (GO): chitin-based extracellular matrix
Molecular function (GO): structural constituent of chitin-based larval cuticle
Source: RefSeq, a predicted model, not a curated record
AUGUUUAAAUACGUGCUCUGCCUCGCCCUCAUUGGUUGCGCUUGCGCCGACAAUAUCAACAAGGACGCACAGAUUCGCAGCUUCCAGAAUGAUGCAUCCGAUGCCGAGGGCAACUAUCAGUUUGCCUACGAGACCAGCAAUGGUAUUCAGGUUCAGGAGGCGGGCAAUCCCUCUGGUGUACGUGGCGCCCUUGCCUACGUCUCGCCCGAAGGCGAGCAAAUCUCAUUGAGCUACACCGCCGAUGAGGAGGGCUACCAUCCAGUUGGUGACCAUCUGCCAACUCCACCUCCCGUUCCGGCUUAUGUGCUGCGCGCCAUCGAAUACAUUCGCACACAUCCACCAGCACAGAAGGACGAGCAGUAAGAUGGCAUUGA